AUGGUCACUUCUGAAGGACCCAAACCAACAAAGGCAUUGACCUUCUCCUCAUUGCGGCAUAACUUCACUAGCUUGGCUCAGCGCGAUGGUUUCAAAGAUCAGUUGCGUGUUCAUGGGAUUCGAGGAGGUAUCGCCAACAAGAUUGACCCCAAGGCUUCUCAGGCUACUCGCGGUCAGGCUCUCGAUCACCAGAAUCAUGACACCUAUUUAAAAUAUCAGUCUUCUCUCAAGGCACUGGAUAUACAGGCCUUAUUCUAUGAUUUGGAGCCUGACUAUGAAUGCCGCGAUAUGGAACAAAGCAUGUCUCAUCACCGAGACUCGAACGUGCCACUCCAACUGAAUGCAGCUACGAUCGAAAAAUUCCAAACCGACGAUGAAAUUGUUAAGAUGAAUCAGAGAAUUGCCCACAUGACCCAGGAGAUUGCUGGAGGAUUGGAAGAAAAUAGGGACCUCGUGUUUGAACGGGCUCGUCUUUAUAGCAAGAAAGCAAAAAGAUUGCUAGCCUGGAAGAAGGAUUUUGUCAAAAACUGGUGGGAUACUUCAUACGCUGAGUAUGUGUCUGGGAACGACUUCUCCGAACGCGACUCAACACCUCUUUUCGACAUCUACAAGAAAUAUCUACCAGAGCGCUCUCGUCUCAGCGAGAAUCUAUUGAAGAAGGCAACGCUAGAUAGUGAAAUUGGUCGACAGUGCCUGGAAGACAUGGUCACUAUUUGCACUUCGACAGAACGUACCGUUUACUAUCCCGGCAUGGCCCCCGAAGAAGGCUGCUGUCCAAUUUGCAAUAAGUCCAUACUAGAGUGA
Molecule: messenger RNA, 804 nt
Organism: Penicillium digitatum Pd1
Lineage: Eukaryota; Fungi; Ascomycota; Eurotiomycetes; Eurotiales; Aspergillaceae
Source: RefSeq, a predicted model, not a curated record